AUCACAACAAACAGCAGAAACAGCAGCGCAUAAUUUCAUGCAAAAAUUAUAAUUACAAUUCACGUGUUGUCACUUGUCACAUCACAACUUUGUGAUUUUAUUGGCAGAUAUUACCAUACAUUACAAAUAAAUCUUCGAACUUCACCGAGAGCAAAAAUUUCUUGAAUAAUAUGAUCAUAAUGAUGUCGCAUAAUGUUACAGAUGAUAAGGAGACUCUUUUCAAUCCUGCCGUUGGUGUUGUCGUCUAACGCAAUCAGCAGCCACACCAAAUACCUGCCAGGGUUCACUCAGAGCCAAGUUUACAACCGGUACCUUCGAAAUUACACCUUUGUCAUGACUUCAGUGACUGAAACAUCCUCCUGCCAAUUGGCGAGGACCAUAGGAGAGUGGUCCUUUGCACCCAAUACCCUUUUGUCGCUGCCACUGGACGAGGUGGAGGAAAACUAUGUGCGGAGGGACGUUCGCCAGGCUGUUUUCUCAAAAGUCACACCAACCCCUCUGCAGAAAAACUUGCAGCUCGUCGCUGUGUCUGAUAAUGCAUUGGUGUCUAUUUUGGAUAUGGACCCUGUAAUUGCGAACACUGAGGAAUUUGUUCAGUUUGUGGCUGGCGACAAAAUUCUCCCAAGUUGCACACCGCUGGCCCAUCGCUACGGAGGUCACCAGUUUGGCGUCUGGGCCUCGCAGCUUGGAGACGGCAGGGCAAAUUUGCUUGGUGAAUAUGUCAACAGGGCCGGAGAAAGGUGGGAAUUGCAGCUGAAAGGGUCAGGCCUCACACCUUACUCCAGAGGUGCUGAUGGACGGGCUGUGUUGAGGUCUUCCGUCAGAGAAUUCCUAGCUGCUGAGGCUAUGUAUUAUUUAGGCGUUCCAACGUCUCGAGUAGCAGCCCUCAUAACCAGUGACGUUGGGGUCAUCCGAGAUCCCCUUUACAACGGCAACCCUGUCGUUGAAAAAGCCUCUGUAGUGCUUCGUUUAGCGCCAUCCUGGUUCCGCAUAGGCUCCUUAGAACUGCCCGUCAAGCGUGGAGAAACAGCAACACUGCGCGCCCUCCUCACUUACCUCAUCAGCACAUCCUUCCCGGAAUUGUGGCAGAAGACAGAAAAAAAUUUGGCUGAGGCGUGUGUUACGUUCGGACUUGAGGUCGCCAAGCUUAACUACAAAAUGUGGGUCGAGUGGCAAAGGGUGGGCUUUGUCCAUGGAGUUAUGAAUUCGGACAAUAUCAGCUUGAUGGGAGUCACCAUCGACUAUGGCCCUUUUGGAUUCAUGCCUGCCUUCAACCGCAGAUACGUUCCAAACACAUCUGAUGAUGAGGCAAGGUAUUGUUACCAGCAACAAAUAAGAGCCCUGUUUUUUGACUUGGAGAAAUUGCGGGAGUCUCUAGGCUAUGUGAUAACCUCGGACUACAACACAGACCCUGAUGUAAAAGCAAAGCUCGUCCAAGAAAUGGCGGAAGGUUUUAGAUUCCUCAGAAGGCAGUCUGAUGUUGAUUUGGAAAAUAUGUAUUUGAAGAAGUUGGGCUUGACAAAGACUGACCAUUACGAAGUUGUGGAAAAACUUCUUAUCCUCAUGGAAGAUGCGAAAGCCGAUUUUACUGCCACAUUCCGCCAGUUAUCAGAGGCAAACAUAACUGAGAUGGAGAAUAUUGAGGCUACAAAGUUUUGGGCCUUAAAAGAAAUCAAAGGACACAAGGAUUUUGAUUUGUUCUGGUCUAUGUAUGUUGCUGCCUUAAAAGAAGAGUGCGUUGAAGAGGAAGAGAGGAAGCGAGUCAUGUGCAGUGUAAACCCUUGCUAUGUGCUUCGGAACUGGAUUGCACAAGAGGCAAUUGCUGAAGCUGAAAAUGGCAAUUUCCAACUUGUGCGAAAAGUGGAAAAAAUUCUUCAGAGGCCCUACGAGAGACAAGAAGAAGCGGAUCGUCUUAACUUCGGCGGGAAACCACCAACCUGGGAAAAGCAGCUCAAGGUGAGUUGCUCCAGUUGACAUUCGAGUAGUUAGUGAGGUGAUGGUAAUUAGACUAUUGGAGCUCUGAAUUUGCUGAUUUAUUCGAACUAAAUUUUGGAUCAAUUAGUUCAGUUUGAUUGGGAAAUAGAAAAUUGCGUGUGAUUAUAUGAAGAAGUGCGUGAAAAGUGACAGUGAAUAACUUGCUAACAAAAUUUUAAAGAGGAAAAUCGUUUGAAAUAAAAUCAACUCUGAAAAUUUAUAGUAUUUAAAGGUUAGUUUUUUAUUAAGUAUACUGCAUCAUUAACUAUGAUGGUUAAUAUCAAGUUGGAUACCAAAAAAAGCAUCCCCAUUGUCCUUUUAACAUCUUAACACACACAAGAUUUCCAUUUAUUUAUUUAUUUUUACGAUGCAUUGGAAAAAUCCUAUUUUGUUCACUUUGUUCGAAAACCCCGAUGCUCUAGGGUAUUCCGUUGGGGUAAUCUGACAACUUUUGAGACACACUAGGGAGGUCUUUACAGAAAUUGGCUCAGCUAUAGUCUUUGGAAUCAUUAAGGCUCAUGUUGAUGGCCUGGUUAGGAACUUGGAACUCUUUAGCUGGAGGAACAGAAAUAAUCUUUUGUCGUUUUAUUGGUUGCAAAAUAAUCAUACCAGUUGCCGGUGAGAGAUGAUCACCGUCACAAGUAUUGAAGCUUUUCUGCAGCACAUUUAUAGUUCCUUCUCUUGCACAAAGUUAUGGAGGGGGCAGGGGGCUUAUUUUUUAUUGCUUGGUGAAUAAAAUAUUUUUUGAUGUCUAAAAACAAAAAAUUACCUGGCAAAUUUGAAUAAAAUGAAGAUUAAAAACAAUUUGAAUUAGAUUCAAUGUUUUAAUGCUUUUCACAAAAGAAAACAUUUUCAGAGCAAAA
Neocloeon triangulifer is the source of this 2837-nucleotide messenger RNA. Its product is annotated as protein adenylyltransferase SelO-like. NCBI's taxonomy places the organism in Eukaryota, Metazoa, Arthropoda, Insecta, Ephemeroptera, Baetidae. The record is from RefSeq and is a predicted model, not a curated record. The coding region runs from base 193 to 1974 and encodes 593 amino acids. The transcript is spliced from 6 exons.